Messenger RNA from Aspergillus ochraceoroseus IBT 24754, 1470 nucleotides. Its product is annotated as alpha-mannosyltransferase. The coding region runs from base 1 to 1470 and encodes 489 amino acids. NCBI's taxonomy places the organism in Eukaryota, Fungi, Ascomycota, Eurotiomycetes, Eurotiales, Aspergillaceae. The record is from RefSeq and is a predicted model, not a curated record. The transcript has a single exon. Gene Ontology annotation, cellular component: Golgi apparatus. Gene Ontology annotation, molecular function: alpha-1,2-mannosyltransferase activity. Gene Ontology annotation, biological process: mannan biosynthetic process.
AUGGCGCGAGUGCGCGUACUAUUAUUGCUAGCUACAAUAAUAACUCUCUUUUCUCUCUGGUCUCUUUCGCGAUAUAGAAAGUCCUCCCCAAACCUCAGGUCUCCAAGCACUGCGGGAGCUUCGUCAUCCUCCAGUGGAUAUGCCAGAGUCGUGCAUGAGCCUGAGGGCCACAUUGAGUUUUGGCGCCAAUUUCAACCGAUUUUAAUUCUCUCUACGCCAAAAUGCGAGUCGCCAAUGAGGAUGGGAAAUGCUCCGUCUAUCAGAGUCGAGGAAUCAGAUCCGAAUAAUCGACCUGAGAUGCUGGACAUGCUACCCGAUGAAGUUGAGGAAAUGAAGAACACGCAUACCCGAUUUGUCGAGGCAAUUGAAAGUAAUCCACCGCAUCUACACUAUACCCCCAAUACAAAAGGCCUCGUCUCUACCGCUGGAGGCUCGUAUCUGCCCGUGCUGGUGAUUUCUCUCCGAAUGCUUAGGAGAACAAGCUCAGAACUCCCCGUCGAGGUCUUCUUAGCCUCUGACGAAGAAUAUGAACCUUUUAUCUGCGAUGUAGUUCUCCCCUCUUUGAAUGCGCGAUGCGUGGUGCUCUCCCGCAUUCUGGAUGCGGUCCCCAAGAUUAUGGAAAUCGAGAAAUACCAAUUCAAGCUCUUCGCGAUGCUCUUUUCUUCCUUCGAAGAGAUCCUAUUUCUGGAUGCCGAUUCUUUCCCUUUGCUCCCACCAGAUUCAUUAUUUACGAACGAGCCAUUCAAAUCGAGGAAGAUGGUCACUUGGCCUGACUUCUGGGCAUCCACAGUCUCUUCCUACUACUAUGAGAUUGCCUCUCAGCCGAAGCCCGAAAACACUCUUCGGCAGUCGACAGAAUCGGGCGAGGUGCUGAUCUCAAAGAAAACCCACCAAAAAACACUCCUUCUUAGCACCUACUACAACCUAUGGGGACCCUCAUAUUACUACCCUUUGCUCUCGCAAGGCGCUGCAGGAGAAGGUGACAAAGAAACCUUUGUCGCCGCCGCCUUAGCCGUCGAUGAGCCGUACUACCAAGUCUCCGAAGGCAUCGUUGCAAUCGGCCACCCGACAGCUGGUGGCCUUGCAGGCUCAGCAAUGGUCCAGUUCGACCCUACAGAAGACUACGCCUUAAGACGCGAUGGUGCCAGCCGUGACGCCGAUGCGCCUACUCCCCGAGCAUUUUUUAUUCAUGCCAACUUCCCCAAAUUCAAUCCGGCUACGAUAUUCGAAAAGGGAGAAGUGAACCCUGCAUUCGCAGAUGACGGCAGCUACACCCGUGCCUGGACUGUUCCCGAAACCCUGAUUCAGGACUUUGGAACUGAUAUCGAGAAGCACUACUGGAAAGAAAUUCUCUGGACGGCUUGCGAGCUCGAGAACCAGUUCCAAACCUGGAGGGGUAAGAAGGGCAUCUGCAAGGACGUAAGGAGAUACUGGAACGCCAUCUUUGCAAAUGAGAAAGGGAAGCAGUAA